AUGGGAACUGUGGCAUCUCCUUCAGAUGAUCGAUCAAAGAUUGUAAUGGGGUACCCCCCAAUGAAUAGGUACCCUCAACCAGAUCUUGCAUAUCAUCAUCAUAAAGGUUAUGAAAAUUCUGUUAAUCCAAAUCAUUAUCCCCAAUCAUUUGAUGGAUACUAUUAUCAGCAAACCUAUGCGCCGUUGGUCCCCGAACCAAGUAGGACUACUUCGGUUGGUCGUGCAAUGAUCUCCUUGUUGGUUUUUUUGACACUUGGAAUGUGCAUGUUGAGCAUAGUCAUUUUCCUCCUGUUUGGUACAGACAACCCAGAUUUCCACCUUGUGUCAUUGACCGUGCCGAAUUUUAACGUGACUAACACGUCCUUAUUAGCCACCUGGUAUGCCAAUAUUACUGUCACGAAUAAAAACGAGGCUUUCAAGGUUCAUUUUCUGCAUGUUGUAUCUUCAGUCUUCUACGAAGAGGAUAUGUUGGGAAUCUCUCCUUUGCAGCCUUUUCAAGUACAUACAAGAGAGACACUUGGUAUGAGUUUCCGUGUGACAACAGAUCCAUUGAAUCAAGAAAAAUUGCACAACGGGGUGUUCCCAAGUAUUGUUCAGGAUCGAAGCACUGGCAUCGUCUUUUUUAGCUUGAGACUGUCUUUGAAGGCUGAGUAUAAGUCUAGUUCUCUUUGGAAAAAGGCAAGUUUGAAAGUUAACUGCAAAAAUUUGCAAGUCCAACGCCAAGAACUAGCUAGGAAACGGCAAAAGUAUAAAGCCCGAGAAUCAUAG
Fraxinus pennsylvanica is the source of this 768-nucleotide messenger RNA. NCBI's taxonomy places the organism in Eukaryota, Viridiplantae, Streptophyta, Magnoliopsida, Lamiales, Oleaceae. The record is from the annotation of a GenBank genome assembly.